CCGCCGCGCUCGCCCAGAGUACGGAAGCCGAGAGGGCCCGGCGCAGCCAUGGCGGCGCACCUGAAAAAGCGGGUGUAUGAGGAGUUCACGAAAGUGGUUCAGCAACAGCAGGAGGAAAUCGCCACCAAGAAGCUCCGACUGACAAAGCCUAGCAAGUCUGCCGCCCUCCACAUCGACCUGUGCAAAGCCAACUCCCCAGCAGACGCUCUGCAGUACCUCCUCCAGUUUGCCAGGAAGCCGGUGGAGGCCGAAAGCGUGGAGGGGGUAGUCAGGAUUCUCCUGGAGCAUUAUUAUAAGGAAAAUGAUCCAUCUGUGAGACUGAAAAUUGCGUCACUGUUGGGCUUGUUAUCAAAGACGGCAGGAUUCUCUCCAGACUGCAUAAUGGAUGAUACCAUUAACAUCCUACAGAAUGAAAAGUCUCACCAAGUCUUGGCUCAACUGUUAGACGCUCUGCUUGCAAUAGGCAGUAAACUACCAGACAAUCAAGCUACCCAGGUGCGCUUAGUGGAUGUGGCCUGCAAGCACCUGACAGAUACAUCCCAUGGUGUUAGAAAUAAGUGCCUGCAGUUACUUGGCAACCUUGGCUCUUUGGAGAAAAAUGUCACAAAAGAUGCUGAAGGCUUAACUGCCAGAGAUGUCCAGAAGAUCAUCGGGGACUACUUUAGUGACCAGGACCCACGUGUCAGAACAGCAGCUAUAAAAGCCAUGCUGCAGCUCCAUGAAAGAGGACUGAAGCUACACCAGACGGUUUAUAAUCAGGCCUGUAAGCUGCUGUCUGAUGACUACGAGCAGGUGCGCAGUGCUGCGGUGCAGCUCAUCUGGGUUGUCAGUCAGCUGUACCCCGAGAGUAUUGUUCCAAUACCUUCUUCUAAUGAAGAAAUUCGCUUAGUUGAUGAUGCAUUCGGGAAAAUUUGCCACAUGGUCAGUGAUGGCUCCUGGGUAGUUCGUGUUCAAGCGGCAAAGCUAUUGGGCUCUAUGGAGCAAGUCAGUUCUCAUUUCCUGGAGCAGACUCUUGACAAGAAGCUGAUGUCAGAUCUAAGGAGGAAACGCACUGCACACGAGCGUGCCAAGGAACUCUACAGUUCAGGAGAGUUUUCCAGUGGCAGGAAAUGGGGAGAUGAUGCUCCCAAGGAAGAAAUAGAUACAGGGGCUGUGAACUUGAUAGAGUCAGGAGCGUGUGGAGCCUUUGUCCAUGGGCUGGAAGAUGAGAUGUACGAGGUUCGCAUUGCUGCUGUGGAGGCUCUCUGCAUGCUGGCUCAGUCUUCACCCUCCUUUGCUGAGAAGUGCCUUGACUUCCUAGUUGACAUGUUUAAUGACGAAAUUGAGGAAGUGCGUCUGCAGUCCAUACAUACCAUGAGAAAAAUCUCCAACAAUAUCACCCUCCGAGAAGACCAGCUUGAUACCGUCCUGGCCGUAUUAGAGGACUCGUCCAGGGAUAUUAGAGAGGCCCUCCAUGAACUCUUGUGCUGUACUAACGUUUCAACAAAGGAAGGCAUUCAUCUUGCCCUGGUGGAGCUGCUAAAAAACCUAACCAAGUACCCUACCGACAGGGACUCCAUAUGGAAGUGCUUGAAGUUCCUGGGGAGCCGGCAUCCGACCCUUGUGCUUCCUUUGGUGCCAGAGCUCUUGAGCACCCACCCGUUUUUUGACACAGCUGAGCCAGACAUGGAUGACCCGGCGUACAUUGCAGUUUUAGUUCUUAUCUUCAAUGCUGCUAAAACCUGCCCUACAAUGCCGGCGCUGUUCUCGGACCACACCUUCAGGCACUACGCCUACCUGCGAGACAGCCUCUCUCAUCUUGUUCCUGCCCUGAGGUUGCCAGGGAGAAAACUGGUGUCAUCAGCCGUCUCUCCUGCCAUCACCCCCCACGAAGACCCUUCCCAGCAAUUCCUGCAGCAGAGCCUCGACAGGGUGUACAGUGUUCAGCACCUAGACCCGCAGGGGGCCCAGGAGCUGCUGGAGUUCACCAUCAGAGAUCUGCAGAGACUUGGAGAACUUCAGUCUGAAUUGGCAGGGGUGGCCGACUUCUCUGCCGCCUAUCUUCAGUGUCAGCUGCUCCUUAUUAAGGCUUUGCAGGAGAAGCUGUGGAAUGUGGCUGCCCCCCUAUAUCUAAAGCAGAGUGAUUUGGCCUCAGCAGCAGCAAAACAGAUCAUGGAAGAAACCUAUAAAAUGGAGUUUAUGUACAGCGGGGUGGAGAAUAAGCAGGUGGUGAUCAUACACCACAUGAGGCUCCAGGCCAAAGCCUUGCAGCUGAUAGUCACUGCACGGACCACGAGAGGAGUUGACCCCUUAUUUGGAAUGUGUGAAAAGUUUUUACAGGAAGUGGAUUUUUUUCAGAGGUGCUUCGUUGCCGAUUUGCCCCAACUUCAUGACAGCUUUGUGGACAAACUUCUUGAUAUUAUGCCCCGACUCAUGGCGUCUAAACCUGUGGAAGUGAUCAAAAUUCUGCAGACAAUGCUGCGGCAGAGCGCCUUCCUCCAUCUCCCGCUCCCAGAGCAGAUCCACAAAGCCUCGGCCACCAUCAUCGAGCCCGCAGGCGAGUCAGACAACCCUUUGCGGUUUACAUCUGGGUUGGUGGUAGCCUUGGAUGUGGACGCAACCCUGGAACAUGUACAAGACCCUCAGAACACUGUUAAGGUCCAGGUCUUGUACCCCGAUGGCCAGGCUCAGAUGAUCCACCCGAAGCCAGCAGACUUUCGGAACCCUGGCCCUGGCCGGCACCGUCUCAUCACUCAGGUGUACCUCUCCCACACUGCCUGGACAGAGCCAUGCCAAGUGGAAGUGCGGCUGCUGCUGGCCUACAGCUCUGGUGCACGCAUCCCAAAAUCUCCACGGAUGGAGGGUGGCGAGAUGCCACCACAGGUGGAGACCAGCACUGAGGGCACCAUCCCGUUCAGUAAGCCCGUGAAAGUUUACAUAAUGCCCAAGCCUGCAAGACGCUGACCCCAACCAGUUUACACAGCCAUGGCCUAGAAGCCCUUUCUAGAUACCCGUGUGCAGAAGCCUGGUGCGUCACCUGGAAGAGAGUGGGCAUGAAGAAAAUGCCAGCCUUACAAUUCCUUUCAGCAUCGUACACAGGGUCAAUCAUUUUUACAUUAAUAGCAGAAAUAUUCUGGUUGAUCUCUUCCGUUCCCAUAAUAAAGUUGAGA
Molecule: messenger RNA, 3149 nt
Organism: Chionomys nivalis (European snow vole)
Lineage: Eukaryota; Metazoa; Chordata; Mammalia; Rodentia; Cricetidae
Gene: Ints4
Product: integrator complex subunit 4
Exons: 23
Coding region: 49-2943 (964 amino acids)
Biological process (GO): snRNA processing
Cellular component (GO): integrator complex
Source: RefSeq, a predicted model, not a curated record